AUGAUCAAUAUCAGCAAUACAUCCAUCCUUCCUGAAGAAGAUAAAAAAACAGAGCAGUCCAUUUAUGACUCGCGUAUUUUCUGCAUCUUCCUGUUAUGUAUGUGCAUUAUUGGUCUUUUGGGGAAUGGAAUGGUCAUCCACCUUCUUGGUUUCCGCAUUAAAAGGAGCCCCUUCACUACGUACAUCCUGAACUUGGCUGUCGCUGACUUUGGGGUCCUUCUCUUUGUAAGUGCACGUUGGAUUUUAAUACUAUCUCACAGAGACUUUUCACUGCUGUUUCCAGUACCUACAAUAUAUGCCUCAUUCAUGUAUGUUACUAGCCAGUUUCUAUUGACAGCCAUCAGCGUUGACAAGUGUGUGUCCGUCCUCUUCCCAAUUUGGUAUCGAUGCCACCGACCGAUGCACUGGUCCACCACUGUGUGUGCCUUAAUAUGGGUUCUCAUCUCUUUGCCUACAGCAAGUUCUACAGUUCUCUGGAGUUUAGACUUAAUUGAACGGCGAUAUUUUUUCUAUCCAUAUAUUGUGAGUUCAUUUCUUUGUCUCCCUCUUGUCACUGUCUCCACGGUGAUUCUGUUGUUCAAAGUGUCUUGUAAAUUUCAACAGCCUCAGAGGAGAAGGCUUUUAACUAUCAUCUUACUUACUCUCCUUUUCUUCCUAAUCUUUGGUUAUCCAUUGGGUAUUAUUUACACAUACGGUUUCUUGAAUGAUUUUAAAGAUAACUUUCUAUACUAUGUAGAAUUUUAUGGCUACUUAUGUGCCUGUCUGAACAGCUUUGUCAACCCAGUGAUCUAUUACAUGGUUGGGAGAAAGAAGAAGGCUCAAAGAAGGGAGACCCUAAAGGUCAUACUCCAAAGGGUGUUCAAGGAGGAAGAAGAAGCUGGAGAGGAAGGAGGCACAACUGCUCAGACAGAGCCGUGA
Messenger RNA from Eublepharis macularius, 918 nucleotides. RefSeq names its product mas-related G-protein coupled receptor member H-like. Gene Ontology annotation, molecular function: G protein-coupled receptor activity. The transcript has a single exon. Gene Ontology annotation, biological process: G protein-coupled receptor signaling pathway. Gene Ontology annotation, cellular component: membrane. The record is from RefSeq and is a predicted model, not a curated record. Bases 1 to 918 code for a protein of 305 amino acids. NCBI's taxonomy places the organism in Eukaryota, Metazoa, Chordata, Lepidosauria, Squamata, Eublepharidae.